GACACAAAGAGAAGAAGAAGAAGAAGGAGAAGACGCAUGUGAGGAGCACAGCGCAGUUUAGUGAAAGCAGGAAUAGCUUCUGAGAGGGAGUCACAAACUGCUGAGGCACCAAAACACGAAAGAUGACAUUUGCCAGUGAGAAACUGUACAAUGGAUACAUUCGGCCGAAAAUGGCAACCAUUGCCAAAACAGUGGACCCGAGAGAAAUAAUGAUCCAUCUGCCAUGCUUGACCUCUCACGACAGGGAAAACAUAGAGGCAAGAACACAGAAUAAUGGGAACAUUCAGGGCAUGGUGCGUCUUCUGGAUCAUCUGAAGAGAAGAGAGAACUGGCCGGAGCAGUUCAUCGAAGCACUUGAGGCCUGUGAGCAAACAACUAUCGCAGCUGAGAUUAGAGACGAAUACAACAAACACAAAGGCACCAACAAUUCCAACCCCAGCUCCCCUUCAACGACUGUUGUCAGUGCACAUGUCCAUCCAGCACCAUCUGCCAGUCAUCUGUCAACCCCAGAGAGUGCUGCAAACAAUCUACCUGCUGUUGCUCCGCCAGCUCCUUCAGCUCCGCCAGCUCCUUCAGCUCCAUCAGCUCCAUCAGCUCCUCCACAGCCAGCUGAAGCAUCAGCUCCUCCACAGCCAGCUGAAGCAUCAGCUCCUUCAGAGCCCAUUGCCCAGGUCUCCCCCCCUUCUUCGCCCCGUACGGGUGCAAGGCCGCAGAGCUCAGCAGACAAAUUUCCAGAGGCUGUUUCUCCACCUGAGCCUGCUCCUGAGCCUCCACAGCCAACUCAAAAUGAAGUGGCACCACCUCCGUCAACACCUCCACCUUCAACUGCAACCCAACACACUCAGGCCACUGAAACCCCACCACCUCAGUGGGAGAUUAACUCUCACCCGGAGCCGGAGGAAAACUCAGACGUCCAGGAUUACUCUGGUGAUGGCGGUGUGAUCCCUCAGGACUCUGGUCCUGUUGAGCAGUGUGAAACAGACGCUGCAUCCCGCCCAGAUCCUCUCCAAAAAACGACAACCGACACCACAAAGUUCAGUCCACCCCAGAGUCCCUCUCUUACUCAGAUAAAUUCAGAUGUGACAGAUGGAUCCUCUUUCUUCACAAAGACCCCAGAGAGGGCUCCAGUUCAGGACACCACCCCUCCUGUGGACAUAAAACCUGCUCCCAUCCUGCAGCCUGAAGAGACAUCUGAACCUCCUGCUGCACAGGUUAGUGGAAGCAGCCCACAGACAGCAGCUAUAACCUCCACCCUCCCGGAUGCUGCUGAGAUGGACGCUUCGCUCUGUGCUGACAGCGAUGUGUGUCUGAGCAAGCCGGGCCAGCUCCUCAGUAUCCUACCACAGAAUCAUGGCAGCCCUAAUCUCCCUGAACCCAGCUCAACACUGCAGCUCUACUCUGGUAAUAGUGAGCGUCUGGAAAUAAGUGAAGCUGCACCAGACAGCGAGACCUCUGCCCACCUGCCUACAUGCUCUGCUGUCACCUCCACCACUUUGACUACAUCGUCUGCACUGCCAUGCCAGGAGAACGGGAUUGCUCUUAACCAUAACGAGCCAGAGGAAAACUACUACGAGUCUCUCAGUCAGGUUCACGAGGUGCAGGAGGUGCAGGAGGUGCAGGAGUACGUGUUUCAUGUAUCAGAGGAGCCGUCGAUCCUGAACCUAGAUGGCCAGAGCUCAACACCACAUACUCAGAUUGUCAACACUGAAGCAGCCAAAGAGAUCCCUUCUGGACCACCACUGUCCAACAAUGCCACUGAUACUGUAUCCAGUGUAGAUGCCCUCUCCAGUGAGAACCAUCAGCCCUCAGAGCCUGCAGCAGCUGAUAUUUCACCAGAGACACUGCAGGAUUCACAGGAGAAGAAGGGCUCUCGCAACCUGCCAACUAAUACAAAGUACAUUCUGACCGCUGCAGGAGUGGGCGUCUGUGCACUGCUGAUUGCGUGGAGGUUUAAAAAUUAAGGGGAUUUAAUACCUUUUAAAGGAAGAGAAGAUUAGGCUUUAAGGCUUUUGAAAGAGGAUCUUAAGGUUAUGGUUACCAUAUUGUAGUCACUGGACUGGCAUUUUCACUUUCCUGGCAAGCACUUUCAAGCUAAACUGUUCUUGAAUCUAAUCAUGUAUUUUAGGAAAAAUCAGUGUGUCAUCUGAUAAUGUGUCAAAGAAUAAAUCAUCCAAACACUGCAUUAUAUACUUUGCUCAUGUAUUUGGUUUAUAUUCCAGAUUAUUUACCCAAUUUUUUUAAAACCCAUGAUGGCCAUCUGUUUGUUGCUGAGCGGGGGAACGUAUUGUGCUAACAUACGAUGAGUCUCAACUGUAAGCUGUCAUGACAUUUUCCGCAAAAACUUGGUUUUAAAUUGAAAUUUUCAUAGGUAAAUCAAUGAGUUUAAAAUAUAAGUGAACAAUAAGAAAUGUUUUUUCACUUGGCAGGUCUUCAGGGUACUCACUGUGGCAACCACUUAUCUCAACAAGCAGCUAUGAGCUUCCUGGCAGUUAUCUGGUGUAAAUGUUUAAAUGACAAUUAAUUUUUCUGUAGGUUUUCUCGCUUAGAAGGUUUCGCACAUUUUAAGGGGAUAUUUUCACUGCAAAGAUGCUUUUGAGAUGUAAUUUAUUUCAAUUUGUAUGCACUGUCUCAGCAGUGCACUUGAUAUGAUGAUGAUAUAUCUGCAUGUUAAAUUCCCUUCAGAAAGACUACAAAUGAAUGUCAAUUCCAUAAAAUAUUGCCUUUUAUUUUUGCUUUAUUCGACUGAACAAGGGUGAGAGAACAUCCUCAAUAGGAAUCCAUUGUGUUCAAUCCAUUUUGUGAAAAAGAAAAAAAAGAAGUAAUAGAUACAUACAUAAAUUAAUUUUAAAAAACUGAACCACAUUAAGACAGUUCAAACUUGUGGAUAUUACAUAUGCAGAAUAAAAUUAACAUGUUCACGAUUUGUAGUAUUUCCUGAUUCUUGUUUUCAUUUUGCAAUUUUUGCAAAACAUUUUUAUCGUUUCCUUUUCUUGCACAUGUAUGAGCAACAAAAGAGCAAAAUAUCCACUGCUCCUUGCAUGAUGUGUUGAUGUGGUUAUAUAAAAAAAGGAUGGGUUAAAUGCAGAGGUUGAAUUUCCCCAUUGUGGGAUUAAUAAAGGAUAAAUCUUAAUCUUUAUCCUUCACCUGCUCCUAUAACGUUGUGCAAUGAUAAUAUAAUGAUAAUGUAGCUGUACAUUAUUUAAGAUUUUUCUAAAUUUGUUUGGGGUUGUAAAAUGGUGCUUGAUUCGCCUUUUUAGCUUUUAUGUCCAUGCAUACAUGUUUUCCUUCACCUGCUCCUAUAAUUUUGUGUAAUGAUAAUAUAAUGAUAAUGUAGCUGUACGUUAUUUAAGAUUUUGUAAAUUUGUUUGGGGUUAUAAAAUGGUGCUUGUUUCGCCUUUUUAGCUUUUAUGUCCAUGCAUACCAUGUUUUUUAAUGUGAAAAAAUCAAGAAAAAAUG
This is a messenger RNA of Centropristis striata (black sea bass), 3456 nucleotides long. RefSeq lists its product as uncharacterized. The transcript is spliced from 5 exons. Lineage: Eukaryota; Metazoa; Chordata; Actinopteri; Perciformes; Serranidae. The coding region runs from base 123 to 1961 and encodes 612 amino acids. The record is from RefSeq and is a predicted model, not a curated record.